Messenger RNA from Trichobilharzia szidati, 360 nucleotides. NCBI's taxonomy places the organism in Eukaryota, Metazoa, Platyhelminthes, Trematoda, Strigeidida, Schistosomatidae. The record is from the annotation of a GenBank genome assembly.
AUGUUGACGUUAAUCUAUAAAGAAUAUCAAAAUGUGAAAUCCCAAAGAAAAGCUCAAUUAGAAAGUAAGAAGCAAUUCAUGCUGACAUCAAUCAAUCAAGUUUCAAAUGAAUUAUUGGCUAAAAUUGAUGAAAAUGUUUCAAAGGCCUACAUAAAUCAACAUCGAUUAAAUAGUGAAUUCAAAGAGUUAGUCUCACAAUUACACAUUUAUCAGAAUCAUGUUAACCUGUGGUUGAAAAUGAUAUCGGAUAUACGGAGUACACUGAAGGAAUUAGGCGAUGUUGAAUGUUGGUCAAUGAAAAUGGAAGAAGAUGCAAUGCUGAUUGACCAUUGUUUACAAACAGUUCUUAGUCGUUACUAA